CGUGUCUCUGCCUUCACGCGUCUGUCAGCUCAGUUCUGCAUCUGCACAGUUAAUUUAUCCAGGUGCAGUUUCUAUAAUGUCUUCUGUUGAAGAAAUGUCCAACUCCGUGGCGGAGAAUUUGGAGGAGGACGGAGUGGAAGAGGAGAACACUGUAGAGGAGCCUGUUAAAGGAGGUUAUAUCUUCUACCGGGACAGAAAAGAGUGGGCCGAUCUAGAACCCGUUCUUCAAGAUGAUGGACCAAACCCUGUCGUGAAAAUAGCUUAUUCAGAGAAAUUCACAGACGUGUUUGACAUGUUCAGAGCGCUUCUGAAGAACGAUGAGAAGAGUGAGAGAGCGUUUGCAUUGACCGCUGAAGCCAUCGACCUCAAUGCUGCAAAUUACACAGUAUGGCACUACAGGAGAGUUUUACUGCAGGCUCUAGAUAAAGACCUGAGAGAAGAGAUGAAGUAUAUCACAGCCAUCAUUGAGGAUCAGCCCAAGAACUACCAAGUCUGGCAUCACAGGCGGAUGGUGGUGGAGUGGCUGAACGAGCCGUCUGAAGAGCUGCAGUUUGUAGCAGAAAUUCUUAGUCAAGAUGCCAAGAACUACCACGCGUGGCAGCACAGACAGUGGGUCAUGCAGGAGUAUAAACUGUGGGAUGGAGAGCUGGAGUAUGUGGAGGAACUAUUAGAGGAGGACGUGAGGAAUAACUCUGCCUGGAAUCAGAGACACUUUGUCAUUAAUCACACCAGUGGAUACUCCGACUCAUCCAUCCUCGACAGAGAAGUGCAGUACACCCUGAAACAAAUAAAGAAAGCUCCUCACAACGAGAGCGCUUGGAACUAUUUAAAUGGGAUCCUACAGGAUGGUGGGCUGUCCUCGUAUCCUGGACUGCUGGAACAGGUGACGGAGCUUCGGGACACAUGCAGUUCUCCAUAUCUCACCGCCUUCCUGGUCGACCUCUACGAAGAUGCUCUGGAGACCAACAGCUCCAGCUACGACCAGCAAGAGAUGCUCAACAAGGCUUUGGAGGUGAGCU
Molecule: messenger RNA, 1019 nt
Organism: Sinocyclocheilus anshuiensis
Lineage: Eukaryota; Metazoa; Chordata; Actinopteri; Cypriniformes; Cyprinidae
Product: protein farnesyltransferase/geranylgeranyltransferase type-1 subunit alpha-like
Exons: 8
Biological process (GO): protein farnesylation; protein geranylgeranylation
Cellular component (GO): cytoplasm; protein farnesyltransferase complex; CAAX-protein geranylgeranyltransferase complex
Molecular function (GO): protein farnesyltransferase activity; CAAX-protein geranylgeranyltransferase activity
Source: RefSeq, a predicted model, not a curated record